AUGUCAAAAAAGAGAAACCAGCGAGGACGGUUCUACCAACAGGUACAACUCCUGCUACAACUAAAGAUGCUUUCAGCUGGGAAGAAUACCUAAAAGAAACAUCAUCUACACCAGCUCCACCGGCUUGUUUUCGUCAGGGUUGACGACGCUCAGCGGAUUACAGAAGCGUUUAAUCGGCAUUGCAGUUAAAGUUGUGUUUUUAAGUCCGAGGUUACCCAGGUAACCGCAGGACUGUAAACUGCUGCUGAGAGUGAUUUACAAACUGGUUUUGUUCCAUCACAAAGGUUGUGUAUUUAUGGCUUUGAACACAACAACACCCUCCCCAAAGGAUAUAACAGCACUGAAGCGUACUGUCUUUUGCGCUGCAUUACUAGCAACUCAUAAAUACCAAAUAACACAACACAUACUUGCAAUUAGGUUUGGUUGAUGAUGCGGGGUGAUUAAAUCAUUUUUGCAGUGUUUUUCAGCAGUUCUUACAAUACCCACACUUACAGCACUGUUCUUAUGUCUGCAGGCUAGAAUCCCACCCUCCAAUGACUUCAAAGUGGGAAUGAAGCUGGAAGCCCACGACCCGAGGAAUUCCACCUCCGUCUGCAUCGCCACGGUGAUGGGCUUAACCGGGGUGCGUCUGCGUCUCCGUCUGGACGGAAGCGACAACAGCAACGACUUCUGGAGGCUUGUGGACUCCUCCGACAUCCAGCCCAUCGGCACCUGCGAGAAGAACGGAGACAUGCUGCAGCCGCCGCUGGGAUUUCGGAUGAAUGCCUCCUCGUGGCCCAUGUUCCUGCUGAGAACCUUAAACGGAGCAGAGAUGGCACCGGCAACAGCCUUUAAAAAGGAACCGCAGAGGCCCCCCCAGAACAACUUCAAACCAGGCAUGAAGCUGGAGGCCGUGGACAAGAAGAACCCGUACCUCAUCUGCCCCGCCACCAUCGGGGAGGUGAAGGGCGACGAAGUGUUCAUCAUGUUCGACGGCUGGCGGGGAGCCUUCGAUUACUGGUGCAAGUUCGACUCCCGGGACAUCUUCCCUGUGGGCUGGUGCUCCCUCACCAAACACAGCCUGCAGCCACCAGGCAACAGCGUCACCCUGCCAAAGAGCCCACAGAUUCUCUCAGCAUCGCCCUCCAAGCCCAGCAGGCGCUCCCUGCCGACCCCUUACAGACUCCCCAACCCUCUGCCCAUGCUGCCCGUCAGGAAGGGGGUAAGAGGCCGCCGGCCCAAAAGCGAGACCAUCGCCCUCCUCAAAGCCGUGGCGGAGGCAGCGGCCGCCCAGAACGGAACCCCGGUCGAAACCACACCCAUCGUCGUACCUCAACCCCACAAAAAGAGAGGCCCCAAACCGGGAAGCAAGAGAAAGCCGAAGAUCCUCCAAAGCACAGCACAUCUACCCAGCAUCCAGGUCUCACAAGAAAGCCCCCCCAGCCUCAGCUCUGUGGUCUCAACAGUGUGUGUGUAUGUGAACAAGCACGGAAACUGCGGUCCCCACCUGGACAGGAAGCAGAUGCAGCAUCUGCCAGACCACUUUGGCCCGGGGCCAGUGAACGCUGUGCUGCAGCAGGUGGUCCAGUCAUGUAUAGACUGCGCCUACCAGCCUAAAAUCCUGCUCAGCGCUCUGCAGACUCACGCAGGAGGGGGAGAGGUCGUCAGAGUGAGAACGGACGGAGGAGUUCGCAUGGUCAAACUACCAUCCGCCUCCAGCGCUUCCUUCGUGCUGCGCUUCUUGGAGACCAUGUGUCGUCACCUGCAAUGCGACAACCUGUUCAGCAGCCAGCCGUUCAGCCACUUCACUGCCUACGACAGGAACAAGUCAGUGAAAGAAGAAGCUCUGGACGCUCCAUCCCUGGUUCGGGGCAGUAGUAAACGAAGUCUCUCUGGGGUGUGUCCACCAUACGCAGCCCCUCUGUCUCCUAAACAUUUACGAGCUGAAGCCCACCCUUCAGAAGCAGAGACCCUGCCUCACGAAGAGAACGGCCUAAUAAAGGAGCAGCGCUACAUGGACUCGGCCUCCAACUCCAUGACCCCUCGGCCUCACACGGCACGGAGCUCCUCAGAGUACCACCCACAGGCCAGCAGCCUCUACCAUCACGGCAACGGCACGCCCAUGCGCCGCCAUUCCUCGAACCCGGCAGAGCUCAGCUCCGCGCAGCCGCUCAGACGAGUUGAAGUUCAUGUUCAGUGUGUCUACUCUGCUUUGGAUGCAGCCAGCUCCACCACAGGUCCCGAGGCUGUAGCGUCUGACCGCGAGAGUCUGCGGCCGCCCAGUAAAAACCCCUCCUCCUGGUCCAUCGAAGAGGUGAUGCAGUUUGUGAGGGACGCCGACCCCACAGCAUUAGCCCCACACGCUGAACUAUUCAGAAAACAUGAGAUUGAUGGGAAAGCCUUGAUGCUUCUACGGAGUGACAUGAUAAUGAAGUACAUGGGUCUGAAGUUAGGGCCUGCGCUCAAGUUAUGCCAUCACAUAGAGAGGCUGAAACAAGGCAAACUGUAAGAGGUGCCCUGGCAGCCCUGUCCCUGUCAGACCCGUGAGCAAUAAGCCCUGAUAAGGACCAGCGUUUGGACUCAUGGGGCAAGCAGGGGCCACACAUGAACUCUAUACUCCACCUUGAGGGACUCAGUAGACGUUGCAAGUUCAUCGUGACUUCCAGAGUGGAGAAGUGUGCCGUGCAUUGCUGACACAUUACCUCAUCCCCCUCAUCAGCUAGAAAAAAAAAAAAGAAAAGAGAGAAAAAAAAAAAAGAAGCUGUUCAAGUCUAAAUAAGACGCCAUUGACUCUAUGAAAUCCCAAAGGAAAAUAAUCCCUGUAGUGUUUACAUUGCAUAGCACAUGUGCACACGUGGACACAUUUUUUUUACGGAGAUGAAAUCUUUUGAUCCUGGUUUUGGAUCCCCAAAGAUGGAGAAUGUUUCUUCUUUAUAUAAUGUUUUUAUUAUUGUUAAAUUUCCAGUUAAUAAGGAAGGGUUGGUAUACUUAAAAAAAAAAAAAAAAAAAAAAAAGUGAAACCAUCAGAUGUUCUUCCCCAUGCUCUCCAAGAGAAUUUGGAUGCUCUCUGGUCUGUGCUGUUGUAUAGUUGUUUUCACCUCGUUAAUUCACGUGUAUGCCUCGAAGUAUGGGUAUAUCUGCCUGCCCGAAAGAAUGCCUGUCAAUGCAUUCCAUGUUUUUCACACAAUGCCAGACACACAAAGUUUUCAUUUGCUUUGACACAAUUGUAUCAUGUUGUAAUGUGAUUUUUAUUUUUGAAAAUCAAACUUCACCUUUUUAAUAACACGACCUGUGUCCUGCAGAACCCUCAGCCGUGACACAACGUAUUCACCGUGUCUUCAGCUGACACUCCUACUGGACUCCAUGCAGUUCUUAUCAAUGUCAAACCGUUUGUAUCAUAAGCUCUGGAUUGUUAAGGAAAUGCAAAUAAGACAUUUCUAAGGGCUUUCCACAUUUAGUUCUGAUGUAAUAUUUUUUAUCAGUCAUAAUCAUUCGAAGCUCGCGGGUCGGCCUGCGACGUCAGAGUUGACACUUUUGACCGUUACAAUCACUGUUAGCAAUGAAAACAGAUAUGUACAGUUUUAUGGGUUUAACCAUGAAUAUCAGCGACAGAAUGUACAUUUUGUAGAAACGUUAAUAUUUUAAGGAAAUCAUAUACAUAAGUUAGAAAUGUGAAGAUAAAGGGCGAUGUGGAUGUGGUGAAUAUUUCACAAAGGAUUCCAUUCUGCUUUUUAAUACUUAUCUCAGCGCUUUUUUUUUUCUUUUUUUUUAGUUGAAAUACUCCCAGUAAAUAGACUGUCUCGCUUUACUUAUGACAUUUCUCAGGUUAAAGUGGUCUUUGUUAGUACAAGCUUUUUGUAGCAAACUGUUUAUAAUAGACUUAACAGAAUUUUCCUGUUACCCCUUUUUCUGAUUUUGAAAACGACUCGUGCCAUAUGAUAUUCAACACAGGAUCCAAGUGCUGUCGGUUCCCCUCUCACAUCUUCUUAAAACUACUUGAAAAAUUUGUGUUGCAAAAAUUCCCUUGUCCAUUACAUCACACCAGAUAAACAAUAUGUGUUUAUGAUGUUGUGUAUAUUCUUUUUUCUUUUUUUUUUUUUAUAAACCUAUCGAAACAAACUGAUGUGCAUGUGUUGUCACUGAUUAGAACUAAUGCUUUACUCUCAGGAUGGGUUUUCACACAGGGGGAAGGAAGCUGCUGAAAUUAUUUAUUUAAAUUUUGUUUAAUAUCACAAAAACAUGUAGUUAGUUGCUGGUUUAGAAAAUUCAAUGGG
Scomber japonicus (chub mackerel) is the source of this 4253-nucleotide messenger RNA. RefSeq names its product sex comb on midleg-like protein 2. NCBI's taxonomy places the organism in Eukaryota, Metazoa, Chordata, Actinopteri, Scombriformes, Scombridae. Gene Ontology annotation, cellular component: nucleus. The record is from RefSeq and is a predicted model, not a curated record. Gene Ontology annotation, molecular function: protein binding. Gene Ontology annotation, biological process: regulation of DNA-templated transcription. The coding region runs from base 551 to 2488 and encodes 645 amino acids. The transcript has 13 exons.